Microplitis mediator is the source of this 5178-nucleotide messenger RNA. RefSeq names its product zinc finger protein ush (gene ush). The record is from RefSeq and is a predicted model, not a curated record. Gene Ontology annotation, molecular function: RNA polymerase II-specific DNA-binding transcription factor binding. The transcript is spliced from 4 exons. Bases 549 to 3350 code for a protein of 933 amino acids. Gene Ontology annotation, biological process: positive regulation of transcription by RNA polymerase II; heart development; cell differentiation. NCBI's taxonomy places the organism in Eukaryota, Metazoa, Arthropoda, Insecta, Hymenoptera, Braconidae. Gene Ontology annotation, cellular component: nucleus.
UUAGUUGCCCGCUGACAGCGGUCGAAAGAGGGUAUAGUGAUUUUGUGCGGGUAUUUUAAAUUAUCCGCGCAAAAAACCUCUGCAAUUAUAAUAACAGUAAUAAACAAACUAAUAAAUAACAUCAAUUCAUUGUUGUGUUGAGCUAAAUAAUAUUAUCAAUAAUAAUAAUAAAAGUAUAAAUAUUUUAAAAAUAAGACAGUUGUCCCAGUGAAUCUCGUUGUCGGCAGUGAUUUGUUUUUGUAGCUCUUGUCCUCGCUUACAUAUUACAUUGUCACUUCAUACUGCAUGUCGUUGUAUAUAUAUUUUUAAAUUGUUUAUUUAUAUAUAUAUAUUUUUUUGUUAUUUAUGAUUAUUUGCAACGUGUUUUGGUGAAAGAGCUUUUUAAAUAUAUGUUUAAGUCGUUUUGGUACGCGUGUGUUUUUUGUAUUGGUAGCAGUCUUUCAAUAAUUGUUAAAGACAUUUAUCACUAUCAUUGUCAUCAUUAUCAUCAUCAUCAUCAUCAUAAACAAUGUUGACGUUAGUUUGGUGAUGGCAGACAGUCGAGGAGGAUGUCACGCCGUAAACAGAGCAACCCAAAGCCGCUAAAACGGGAAGAUGAAGAGUGGAGUGACUCAGAGAAGACCCCGUCGGUGAGCAGUGGAGUUGAUGGCGGUGGAUCAACAGUAUCAAGCCCAACACCACCGCAUCCCGAUGAAGAUACAAGUCUUCCACCUCCCCCAAGACUGAAUCAAACUCCAGUGAUCUUAAGUAAUUCAUCGAUUGAAGAUUUUCGUUUACGUCUCAAUAUACUGUCUGAUGACGCACGAAAACGACUGAGUAGUCUUGCAGAUGAUUAUGAAUUAUCAAAAGCAUUGAGACAAAGAGCUAAAAGACAGGACUCUAGUCCAAAUGCAUCGAGAAUCGACAACGAUGACGGUACUUCAUCGCCAAAAGAGACUGAAUCAAGUAGAUCUACUGGAUCACUGUGUAAACGUGAUAGCCGUCGUGAUUCUGAUGAAUCACGUCGUUCUGAUACAAGUUCAGAUCAUCCGAAGAAAAUACGUUUGGAUGAAGAUACUCCGCCUAGACUACGACUUAACGCUAGUCUAGCUACGGAUCCAGCAUUAAGACCCGCAACUGUUGCUGCUCUUACAUUAAAACCUGACGGUCUAUCACCGCCAAAUUCAGCAUCAUCAUUACCAGCGGGUCUACAAAAUGCAUUAGCAUCUGGACGAUUAUUUGUGAUACCAUCUGACGGCAAAGAAUCAAUGACCGUCGAUCCGACACGACCAAUUCCACUUUAUUGCCCACCAUGUGGCAUAAGAUUUUCAUCAGCCAGUACCCUAGAAGCUCAUCGUACUUUUUAUUGUGCUCAUAGACCGCGAGCAGAAGAGGACAACGUUAAUGACGAUGAUGAAGAUAAAUCUAGUAAAUACGACGUACGUAAAGCAUACGCAUGUCCACACUGUUCAUACAGCGCUGACAAAAAAGUGUCGCUAAAUCGUCAUAUGCGAAUGCACGCAGCAUCACCAGCAGCACCACCACCAUCUAUACCCCCAAUACCACCUGCAUCGACGACUCCGGUGUCAGUUACCAGCAGUAAUAACACUCCAACUAACGGUCUUAUUAAUGAAGAAACAGAACGUUAUUGUCGUAACUGCGAUAUAAGAUUCAAUUCACUCAAGACUUAUCGUGCCCACAAAACUCACUAUUGCAGUACACGGCACGUGGUAAAAGAUCCACCGACUCCAGCUUCAGCUGCUAAAGCAUCACCACCAACAAGUUCAAGUCCCGGUGAUUCUCCACCACCUCAACCAUGUCUUGCUCUACCAACAAAUCCAAUUUUAAUAGUACCCUGUUCAUUAUUUCGUGGUGCCAGUGUUCUUGCAGCACCUUCACUUCCAGCUCCAGAUACAGCGUGCUUCCUCUUACCCAAUGGUUCACUUCAACCAAUGACACGUGGUCUAACGACUGCUCAACACUCAACAAUCGAACAGUCACAAGUUCUCAGGGUAGCAAAUAAACCUGUAACUCCGGCUGUUGUUACUAUACCCUCAGGUCGAAGUUCACCAUCAUCAGCAUCAACUCCUCUUGAUUUGAGUAUCAGACGAUCUCCGGUAUUACAUCAAGAUGAAAAAGAAAAUCGAGUAUCACCAGCACCUUCAUCAUUACCACCAUCAAGUACUAGUCCACGGUCACGAGGUAGUGCAAGUCCACGUACGAGAUCUCUACCGGCUAUUCAAACUCCUGGUUCUGCAACAGCAACACCAACAGUACCCCCUACGGAAUUGGCACUUAGACUUGCUGAAUUACCACCACCUCCGGUACCUGGGGUACUAGUUAAACAAGGUGUUUCAAGGUGUAAAGAGUGCAAUAUUGUUUUUUGUCGUCAUGAAAAUUUUGUAGCUCAUAAAAAACAUUAUUGUCAAGCGAGAGAAAAUACUGUUAGCAGUCCACCACCUUCUGAUACACCAUCGCCACCAUUAGUUCAGUUGAUCUGUGCGGCUUGUGGGAUCAAAUUCGCUUCAAUGGAUAAUCUCGUCGCUCAUCAAGCUUUCUACUGUCCCAAAAAACCCGAGUCUCAGGAGCAUCAUACGCGCUGUCCUAAAUGCAAGGUGAUGAUUGAAACUGGUGCCACGCACACAUGCUCAAUACAAGCAGGUGGUUGGAGAUGUCCAGUUUGUGGUGCAGUAAGUCCUACUGCAGGUGCCGCCCAACGUCAUAUGGAUGCCCAUCAAGGUGUUAAAGCAUUUCGUUGCACUAUUUGCCGAUACAAGGGUAACACUCUACGGGGUAUGAGAACGCACAUUAGAAUGCAUUUUGAAAAACGUGGAACUGAUCUACAGGAAGAAAAUUACAUAACUUGUGUGCUGGAUGACGAUGUAACAUCAGUAGCAACACCCGAGCCAGCACCUGCAACAACUCCGGAAGAAAUUCCAGCAGAGAUUCACGUAAAUGGUAAAACUGAAACGCGAAAAAGUCCUCAGCCACCGCAGCCACCUCCACCACCAGCAGCUCCGGUACCUCCGCUAGCACAGUCACCGGUCGCAGCAAUAUCGCCAGUAGCAGCACCAGCUCCAGUAGUAACAGUACCAACAAAUAAAGUGAAACAAGAACGUGAAGAUACACCACCACCCGAGGAAACCCUUGACCCAGCGAAAACAAACACGAACUCACGGUACUGCCGCUCUUGCGAUAUAAGCUUCAACUACUUGAGCACUUUUAUUGCCCAUAAGAAAUUUUACUGCUCGAGUCAUGCCGGUGAAGCGAGUAAUAACAAUAAUAAUAACAGCAAUAAUAAUAAUAAUAAUAACUCAAAUAGCCAUACGACAAGCCCUCCAGCCGGCAGAACUGAAGCUUCCCUCCUCUAGAUUUUACAACAAUUACCAAUAAAAAAAAUAAAAAAAACAUUCAUUAAAUAGUUAAAUAAAUUCUCUUUCAUUUUUUAAGUCUGUUGAGAUCCAACAGGUGAUCAGCAGUUACAGGACUGUUAAUUGUUGCCAGUUUUAAAUAUUAAUGAUGACAUAUAUGUACACUUUAGUUUAAAUAUUUUGUGUGAUUAUUUUUUCUUCAUUUCUUUAAAAUUGUACAAUUUUUUUUUAUUUUUUUUCAUAAUUUAAUCGUCAAUCCAGGGAAUUGCUCGUACUUAUUAAAUCAAUAAAAACAGUGAUGUAAAUAAAAAUAUAAUAUAGAAGUGAAGAAAAAUGAUAAAUAAUUAAUUAAUCUAUUAAAGAAUAAUUGAUAAUAUAAUUUUGUGUGAUUGUAUGAUUGUUCAGUUAAUGAAUGAUUUAAAUCGUCAUGUAUAUAAAUUUAAAAAUUGUAACUAAAUGAUAACUCGGUGACAAAUUUUAAACACGUUUAGGUCAACUUGCUGAGCGUUACUAAAGUUGAUGAAUUAAUUUUUUUUCCUCAGAUUAAAUUUGUCACGAGUGAUAUAAAAAUUUAGCUGGUCUUGACAUUUGCUUGACAGACCAACAAAAAAAAAAUGAAAAUUAAAUAUUAAUAAUAAUAAUAAUUGGAAUUUUGACAGCCCGACGGGUGUGCAAUCUCAUGACUCUUUGAAUAAUCUCGUAGAUUGUAGUUAUCUGAAUAGAAAAACCCUUUUAAAUAUAAUUAUUUGAUGAUAAAUAAUAAAAAUAAAAAGGUGAAAGAUAAUAAUAAUAAUAAUAAAAUUGAUAAUGGAGUGAGUGUAAGAUGUUGUACAGUAGAAAAGUAGACAAUUACUUAUAACACGUACGAUUUAGUUAAUGAAUGAUACCAAUCUCAGCUUGUGAAUCUGUUAAAUUACGUUGCAAUAUAACAUUUAAUAUAUAUAUAAACAUAUAUAUAUGUACUAUUAAUUAUUAUUAUUAUUAUAUAAAUAUAUAAAUAAAUAUAAAUAUAUGAAUAUUAAUGAAAAAUUAAUAGUUAACGCGCCCGUUGAUAGUGCGCUCGCGAUAACGUUACGUUUAUAUUGAUAAUAAAACUCAUGAUAUUUAAUUAAUUAUAAUUUUUUAUAAUCUGUGAUUUGACUUGUACUAUCAAAAUUAUAAUUGUAUAUAAAAAAAUUUUUUUUUAAUUGUAGCAAUAAAUUUAAAUUAGUUUUUCAGCGAUUUAUUAUUUUUUUUAGAGUUUAAUAAAUAAUAUUUUGAUAAAUAAUGUUUAGAUGAAUCUGAUAUUUAAAGUGAUAAGAAUUUAAAAUAAGUUAAUUUUAUAUAAAUUAUAAAAUUAUUUUUGUUAAUAUUAAAUUUAAACGAUGAUAUGGUAAAGAAAAUUUAAAAAAUACUCAUGGGUAUUUAUUAUCAACAUAAAUGUUAAUAAUUCUGUUGCGAAUAAUCAAAAUAAAAUGACCGCGUAUUAUAAAAUAAAUAAAAAUCUUCCUUUCGAGAUGCGCGGUUCUCCGAGGCGGGUGCACACAAUUGUAUAAAUUAGAAUUUAAGGCCAGUGUUACAUGUAUACGCAGUGUACUCAUAUCUUACGAUAAAAUUUAAAAAACAUUUAAAAGAAAAUUUUAAAAUAAAAUGAAAUAUUAUAGCGCAAUAAAUUAAUUACGAUGAGUUUUAUCGGUACAAAACGUUGGACAAUUUUAUCACAAUAAUUGUAAUCUUGAACUAAUAUAAAAAAUAUUAAAAAAAUUUUAAUUACAAUAUCAAUAUGCGCUAGUUUUAUUUAUUAACUCAAACAUACUUUGCAUUUUGCUGUUAAACCUUUUUUUUUUUU